AUGCCAUGGAUUCAAAAAUCCCCACAGAGUCUUGUUUAUGAAUGGAUUGUGACGAAGUUCACGUUUCACCAACGAUGUGAUUUCAAUCGGUCAAAGUUGUAUAUUCUACGUAUUCUCUUUCUCCCCAAAUCAGCCUAUCUGAUUCAAACACAGAACAUCUGUGCCUUUUCAGUUUUCCAAAAAAAACCUAUCUCAUUCAAAUUUCAAAUUCAUGAUUUCCCUGCACCUUAUUUCCUUUUUCCUUUCAGCCAAGAAACCCUAAAUUUGUUUUUAUUCGUUUACAUAUUCAAGUUCAACAACGCAUCACCAUUCCAUCUCUCCUUCUUUCCAGUAUUCUCCUCUCAUUUCCUUUCCGAGUCAAGUUUGUUUUGUUUAUCAGCGAUGGUGUUUUAUCGGAGCGUUUCGCUUCUUUCGAAGCUAAGAAAUCGUGUUCGGAAGACGGUGGACCAGUGGGCUUCUUCAAGAUUGGCUCAUACAAUGGAGAUAGUAUGAUUUUGGUCCUGGCACUGCUGGUACUGCUAAUGUGUAUUACAAGUUACAAACAAAUCAUGGCACUGUCAAUGAAGGUGAGGCCCAAGUGAUUACACUUCAGUUGUGGAUUUAUUCAACAUAUAAUAAGUUUGAGAAGUGUAUUGAACAAAUACAAUUUUAAGUUUAUAUUAUUAAUAUUGAAUUUAUUUUCA
Messenger RNA from Helianthus annuus (common sunflower), 683 nucleotides. RefSeq lists its product as uncharacterized. Lineage: Eukaryota; Viridiplantae; Streptophyta; Magnoliopsida; Asterales; Asteraceae. Bases 1 to 492 code for a protein of 163 amino acids. The record is from RefSeq and is a predicted model, not a curated record. The transcript is spliced from 5 exons.